AUGGGUUCUCAGCCAUCACCUCUACGUGUGUUGAUCAUUGGCUCCGGAUCUGGCGGCUUGUUGUUUGGCCAGGUUUUGAAGCAGGCUGGCAUUUCAUGCACUGUCUUCGAACAAGACAAAAGCUUUUAUGAACGACCUCGAGACUGGAACUUUGGCAUUUACUGGGCGCAGUCGCGUCUCGACGAGUGCUUGACUGAAGAUCUCAAGCCUUUGGUGAAGACUGUACAGACGGAUCCGAGCUAUGUUGCCCACGAGGGAAGUGUCAUGCCAGUGCACAAUGGAGAGACUGGAGAACUUUUGAAGAAUCUGCCAGCACCUUGGAGUCUUCGCCUCAAAAGAAAGAAAUGGCUUGAGAUGAUCUCGAAAGACGUCGACAUUAAGUGGGGUAAACGUCUCAAGCAUAUCGAGACAUCCGACGAUACCGUAACUGCGACCUUCGAAGAUGGAACAAAAGAAACUGGUAAUCUCCUUGUUGGUUGUGAAGGUGCACAUUCGUUUACUCGAGAAUAUCUCCUGGGACCAAAAGAAGCCGAACUCCUCCCGUCACCCUGCGUCGCCAGUGUGACGAUCACAAAGCUCAGCCGACAAGCCUCAAUCGACCUUCGCAAAUUACAUCAACGUUACACGAUUACGUUCCAUCCCAAUGGUACUUUCACAUGGAUGAGUAUUCAUGACUGUACAUCAGAGGAUCCUGGAGACUGGACUUGGAUGUUGAUGCAAACAUGGCGGUCAGACGAAUCCACCGGUCUCGAAGGCGAUAAUGUUCUACCAGCCAUGUAUGAACGGGGAAAGGCUUUCGGCUACCCAUUCGGCGAAGUCUUCGCAACAAUCCCACCCGACACGAAAGUAUGGCAUAAUAGACUAUCGUACUGGCCAACAAAGCCAUGGGAAGGAAAGGGUCUUGUUACUUUGGCUGGAGACUCUGCGCAUGCUAUGACUUUCCAUCGCGGUCAAGGCCUGAACAACGCCAUCUCAGACGCCGCUGAUUUCUUGGUCCAUCUCCGAGCUAUGAAAGAACACACACCAGCAGAGCUCCAAGCUGCAGUCAAGAAGUAUGAGGCUGAGCUUGUGCCGAGAGGCAAUGAGGCUGUCAUGGCUUCGUAUUUGAAUACGAAUGCUGUUCAUGACUGGAGCACGAUGAUGCAAUCUCCACUUUUUACGGAGGGGUUGGCGAAGGAUAAGAAGAAACAGGAAGAGGAGGCUGUUGCUGCGGAGGCGGCUGCUGAAGCGAUUUUGGCCGAGGCUCAAGCUUGA
Molecule: messenger RNA, 1254 nt
Organism: Mollisia scopiformis
Lineage: Eukaryota; Fungi; Ascomycota; Leotiomycetes; Helotiales; Mollisiaceae
Product: FAD/NAD(P)-binding domain-containing protein
Exons: 6
Coding region: 1-1254 (417 amino acids)
Molecular function (GO): FAD binding
Source: RefSeq, a predicted model, not a curated record